GCGAAACUAGCUUUAGUUACCAGGCCAUACACAAUAUGAAAGAGUAAUUCUAUCUAGUAAACACUAAACAAGCAAUAUUUGUGAAAGAGGCAUUGUAAAACAAUGAAAGUUCGGAGAUCUAAAGAAACAUAGCAGUAUUAGUGAAAUUCCAGAGAUGCCUGAGAUUAUUACUUCGUUGCAUGAGGAAGUUGAAAAGCUUUAUUAUUUGAGGGAUCAUUAUUACGAUUCAUCAUCAUCGGAAUCCUCCCAAGAUCAAAAAUGGGAUCUUGUAAAAAAGGAAAUGCUGGCAAUGGUUGAAAAAAUAAAAUCUACUUGUCUUGUUAAUGAUGUGCCAUCCAGCACUCACCCAUCAGUCUUCCAGUAUUUGUUAGGAAGGGCUCACAAUGUUAUGCCCCAUUAUGAUUUAGAAGCUCAAAACUAUUUGAGUUCAGCAGUGAAACUUAAUCCAUCCUAUGUUGAGGCUUGGAAUGAGUUGGGUGAAUGCUUCUGGAAAGGUGGUGACACAUUAUCAGCUAAAAACUGUUUUUCAUGUGCUCUAGAAAAGCUCCGCAAUAAAGUUUCGUUACGGAAUUUAUCGAUAGUUUUACGACAACUGAAAGUUACCGAUUCAGAAGAGAGAAAAAAACUGUUGUUUGAAGGACUUAGUUUGGCUAAAGAAGCUGUACAGUUAGAUCCAACUGAUGGGAAAAGCUGGCUCAUUCUAGGAAAUGCAUUUUUUUCUGUAGCUUUUUACAGCACCCACAGUGAUGGGUACAUCCACAAAGCACUAGCUGCCUAUGGUCAAGCAGAAAAAUAUGAAGUUAAACAAAGAAACUUCAAUACUGCUGAUCUUUGUUUUAAUAAAGCUAUGGCCUUAUUUCAUGAUGAAAAAUAUCAAGAAGCUUUGGAAAAUCUAGAACGCUCUCAGAAAUUUGAACCUGACUGGGAACUCUCCAAGUCGAAAUAUGAACUCACGUUGCAAUUUCUGUUAAAUGUGAAGGAAAUGGUGACUUUAAAAGGAAAAUUAAAGCCAAGAAAAUUGAAUAGCUUAUUGAAGAGUAUCAGUUCCAAAGAUUUUGGUCUCUAUAGAACAAAUUCUACUUUUAAACGCGCUUGCCUUCAGGACUUGGUGGAUGGCGCUAAUAAAGGGAAAUAUAUUGUGGCUAAAGUUAUCGCAUCGGUGUCCUAUGACGGAGGAAGUCCUUUGGCGUGUUGUAUAUCCGAUAAGCAAGAUUUUGCUGCUAUUGCGACGAUUUAUAGAUUAUCACAAGAUUAUGGCUUGACAAUCGGAGACUCUCUCCUAAUUCCAGACCCUCAAAUGCAUACUAUACACAUUUCCUUUAAGGGCGAAGUUAUCGACUUUCCUUGCGUACGAGUUGACUCGCCUCAAACGAUUUUGGUGAAUGGACACAAUUUGCAACCUACUCAAAUGGCAUCAAUGUUUAUAAAAUUUUCAUCAGCAUAAUUUCAUGUUUUCUCGCUGUUUGUUUUGUAAUCUGUACUCUCAAUUCCAAGAUUUCUUGUCACAACAGAUUCUGCAUACAUAAAAUCACUCCAGGAA
Messenger RNA from Daphnia pulicaria, 1540 nucleotides. RefSeq names its product tetratricopeptide repeat protein 5-like. Bases 155 to 1444 code for a protein of 429 amino acids. Gene Ontology annotation, biological process: regulation of DNA-templated transcription. Gene Ontology annotation, molecular function: RNA polymerase II complex binding. Gene Ontology annotation, cellular component: Cdc73/Paf1 complex. The transcript is spliced from 10 exons. Lineage: Eukaryota; Metazoa; Arthropoda; Branchiopoda; Diplostraca; Daphniidae. The record is from RefSeq and is a predicted model, not a curated record.